This is a messenger RNA of Pseudoliparis swirei, 1646 nucleotides long. It is a transcript of the gene nkd1, whose product is annotated as NKD inhibitor of WNT signaling pathway 1. The transcript is spliced from 9 exons. Gene Ontology annotation, molecular function: calcium ion binding. Gene Ontology annotation, biological process: negative regulation of Wnt signaling pathway. The record is from RefSeq and is a predicted model, not a curated record. Gene Ontology annotation, cellular component: cytoplasm. The coding region runs from base 146 to 1477 and encodes 443 amino acids. NCBI's taxonomy places the organism in Eukaryota, Metazoa, Chordata, Actinopteri, Perciformes, Liparidae.
ACACGGUCCGAGUCUCUCUCGGUCUCCACGGACGCUCCGCGGUCUGGAUCGUAGCCGCUUUCUUUUCCUCUUCUUCUUGGUUCUCCUUCCGGUGGAUUAUAUUCUUCUUCUGAUGGUUUUUCAACUCCAACCCGAUGCAUAGAAAAUGGGUAAACUGCACUCGAAACAUGCCGCUAUCUGUAAACCGAGGGAGAGUCCAGAAGGCGACAGUUUCGUCGUCAACGCCUGCUUGGCGAGGAAGGGCAUCGACGACUGGCUCGGGAAGCAGAGGUACUACUGCGCGAGCGCGCGCCUCGAGCCGCGGGACGGGCCCCGCGCGCGCGGCGGCGGCGGGUCGGCUCCCCGGGACGACAUGGAGGAAGCAGAGAGGAGGGGAGAUGAGCUCUACCGGCUGCAAGGAGCUGCAGUGUGCCGUCUCCGUGGAGGAGGACAGCCGGCAGGAGUGGACCUUCACCCUCUACGACUUCGACAACAACGGGAGAGUCACCAGAGAGGACAUCACCAGCCUGCUGCACACCAUCUACGAGGUGGUGGACGCCUCCGUCAGCCGCGCCGCGCCCAGCGGCACGCUGAGGGUCAAGCUGUCGGUGGCGCCCGACUGCAGCCGGCGGUGGAGGAGCUGCACGCAGGGCGCCGCAGACAUGUCUCACCCCAGGAAAAUCGACAAGUGCAUAGAAGACCCCAAGAGCGUGGACAAGAAGACACGAGCGCUCCUCAGGCGGCGCCACGGCGAGCAGCCCGCGGCGCCCGGCUGCCACAGCGUGGACGAGAACCUAGAGCGCCGGAACCACUACCUGGACCUGGCGGGCAUCGAGAACUACACGUCGCGCUUCGGAGCCGCGCCGACCCCGGAGCCGACGAAGGCGGAGCCUCAGACGGGCCCGUCCAACCAGACUCGCUCUCGCUCCCACGAGCGAGAGAAUGGCCACGCCCACUCCCACCCCCCCCAGCAGCAGCAGCACCGCCGCCUACAGACUGUCGUGGGCUCCGCCCCCCCCGUCGGCCUCCACCCAGCCCGCACGCGAGGCCCGGACUCGGGGAAACACGGCCUCCGGUCCCCCAAGACACACAGCCGCACGCCUCCCAGGCCGGCCGGCGGAGGGGGCCGGGUGAUGCGGAGCCGGGGGGCCCCGCCCCCCACGGCGAAACCCAGCCAGACCCCCCCCCACCAGUCCACGGCCCCCUACCGCAAGCACAAGCAGCGGUCCAAGGAGGGCCGCCGGGCCCCGGGGCCGCCGGGGGAGAAGGAGCAGCUCCUGCCGUACGAGGGGGAGGGGCCGGCUCAGACGGUGCAGCGCCACGAGCACCACCAUCACCACGAGCACCACCACCACUACCACCACUUCUACCAGGCAUGAGCCCCCUGCUGGAGCGUCCUCGCCACUGCACUGCAGAGACUCAUGGGAGGACAGGAGGAGGAUGGGAGGAGAGGAGGAUCAUGGGAGGAGAGGAGGAUCAUGGGAAGAGAGGAGGAUGAUGGGAGGAGAGGAUCAUGGGAGGAGAGGAGGAUCAUGGGAAGAGAGGAGGAUGAUGGGAGGAGAGGAGGAUCAUGGGAGGAGAGGAGGAUCAUGGGAAGAGAGGAGGAUCAUGGGAGGAGAGGAGGAUGAUGGGAGGAGAGGAGGAUGAUGGGAGGAGAGGAGGAUCAU